AUGCUCGAUACGCCGCGCCGUGCGCGCCUUCUUGCUGAUGCACGCCACACAGCUGGCAAAUUACCUCGUACGCAGCUAUUUAAGAUACAUAAUAUAUCUGAAACAACUGGCUAUCGAAUCAUCCAAGAAGGAACUGCGCGCCGCAGCGAGAAAGUCCACAAUCGAUGCCGAAAACGAGUACUUGCUCCGUACGAGUGUGAAGCAAUUGAGGCAGUAGAAGAUGCUAAUUUUGGCUUUGCUUCGUCAAGUCAUUAUAGGGUGGCACAGAAAAUUGGCCUAGCUAAUGGCUCUGAACGUGCUAUUCAAAGAAAUAUGAAGGAUUUUGGCGUAGGGACCUAUAUGGCCGCGCAGAAAAAGAUGCUCUCUCAAGGGCAUAUUGAGGCUCGAAUUAUAUGGGGAUUUGAGCGCCGAUAUUGGCAAUUGGAUCAAUUCAAGCAAUAUAGAUGGUGUGAUGAGUGCCAUUUUGCUACUGCCCUGCAACGACAGGCUCGAAUUCAUCGUCGACCAGGGCUUGAAGCACGAAAUGCCCUAUCAAAGACCCAAUUCAAGCUCAAGCGCCAAAAUCAGUCAGUCCAUGUGUACGCAGUUAUUGGAUGGAAUUUCAAGGGUCAGCUCCACUUCUACACAGGCUCCGGAGUAGGAGGGCGUCUUAUUCAGGACGAUUAUAUGGCUAUUUUGAAAGAAAUCGUUGCUCCUGAUUGGGAUAAAGAUUCCAUAUUAAUUGAAGAUAAUGACGGGCCUCAUGGUACCAAGGGCAAGGGUCCUAACAAGGUUAAAGCACUCAAGGACCUUCUAGGGAUCAAAUGGGAGAUGAACCCUGCUAAUUCGCCUGAUCUCAACCCCAUUGAGACGAUCUGA
Messenger RNA from Endocarpon pusillum Z07020, 858 nucleotides. RefSeq lists its product as uncharacterized. NCBI's taxonomy places the organism in Eukaryota, Fungi, Ascomycota, Eurotiomycetes, Verrucariales, Verrucariaceae. The record is from RefSeq and is a predicted model, not a curated record. The transcript has a single exon. Gene Ontology annotation, molecular function: nucleic acid binding. Bases 1 to 858 code for a protein of 285 amino acids.